CGUGAUGGCGUGACGUAAUCCCAUGUGGCUUUGAACGUGUUCGUCUUGAAGCAAACAUUGCAGACAACGUUUUUAAAGCUUUGCUUUGUGUCACCCAGGCCAGCAUGGGCAAGAAAAGGUGCAAGGACAGGAGUUCCAGAGAGAAAGAUGACUCGGAGAUGAAUGGGCCACUUUGCAGGCACAUCAGGAAAGGCACGGACCAAAGCAUCCUGAAGAAGAUCCCUGACGCCUCCGACUGGACGAACUGCCAGGACUGCAGAGAUGAGGAGAACAGCUGCGCAGAUUCUGCCAGGGACUCUGAGGACGAGCGAGAAGUAGCAGUGUGGAUGUGCAUGAAGUGUGCCCACAGGGGUUGUGGGCGGAGCUCUGAGAACCAACACGCCAUCAAGCAUUAUGAAACCCCUCGCUCGGACCCCCACUGCCUGGUCAUCAGCCUGGACAGCUGGAGUGUUUGGUGCUACGAGUGCGACGAAGAGGUCCAGUACUCCAGGACCAGUCAGCUGGCUCAGCUGGUCACCAGCAUCAAAAAGAAAUCUCACUCGGAGCCCAGAGAGAACGCACAGAAAGAAGACGUCGUUGUGGAGGCGGGACCGCGGAGGGAAUCCGUGGAGCAGGAGGAAGAAAAGGAGAACGUGGAGGAGCAGAAAAGUGGGACAGAAGACAACAGCAGCGUUCCUGUGAGGGGACUCAGCAACCUGGGGAACACAUGUUUCUUCAACGCUGUCAUCCAGAAUCUCUCUCAGACGCGGCUGUUGAGACAAACUGUCCGCAAAGUGAUGGAAGACAAGGCCGUGGUCAGUGUCCAGCCUGCUGCCACGUCCCCAUUGAAACCUGUGGUGGUGCAGCUGGACCAGCCCGGAUCGCUGACUGUGGCCAUGUAUCAGCUGCUCAGUGAGAUCCAGGCCUCCAAAAAGGGCGUGGUGACACCGCGGGAACUCUUCUCACAAGUUUGUAAAAAGGCUGCAAGGUUCAAAGGGUUCCAGCAGCAAGACAGUCAGGAGCUGCUGCGCUACUUGCUGGAUGGGAUGAGAGCGGAGGAGAGCAAAAGGGUGAACUCUGCCCUCACGGAAGCACUCAAAAAAUCAGAAAAGCUCCCUGAUGGAGAACAGCUAAAGUCUGUUGUGAAAGAGUACGAGAAAAACGGCGUCCCCAAGAACUUUGUCGACCACGUGUUUGGCGGGGAGAUGACCAGCACAAUUAUGUGUCAGCAGUGCAAGACGGUGUCUGUGGUCACUGAGAUGUUUCUGGACCUUUCCCUUCCUGUUUCUGAUCAAGCAUACAGGAAGAAGAACCAGAAGAAAGUGGCUCAGAAAACCAGGGACUUGAGCGAAGACGGCGGGGAAAGUCCAAGUGAGGACGUCACCCCUGGAAGCAAGUACCAGCAGAAGAAAGCCAAGAAGCAGGCCAAGAAACAAGCCAAGCACCAGAAGAGGCAGCAGAAGCUGGAGAGCAAAGUGGUCUUCAGCAGCGUGACGGAGAACCCGCAGAUCGAGGUUGCCCAGGAGAAAGGCGACACGGCGCCAGCCAGCCCCCCAAAGACCAACCCGCAGGUCCAGCCUGAAAAAGAAGACUCCUCGUCGCCGGCCUCCAACCGCUUCGCCCUUCUGUCCGGGACGCGGCGCCCCGACAGCUGGCAGGAAGACGAGGACGACAUGGACGCCCAGCUGGUGGGCGAGAUGGAGAAGAUCAACUUGAACGACGCCUUCAUCGACUCGGACGCCAUGGAGACGUGUGCGGAGAGCGAGGACGACAUGCCGGAGGAGGCCAAGGAAUACACGGUAGUCAACCAGGACCCGGACCUGGCCUUCCAGACUCUGGCCAGCAGGCCGGCUCCAGACCAGCAGGAGUGCUCGGUGGAGUCGUGUCUGUUCCACUUCACGCAGGAGGAAACCCUGAGCCACAACAACAGCCUGCUGUGUGUCACCUGCAGCAGGGACAAAGCUGCAGGCUCCAAGAAGGUCUACACUGAAGCCUUGAAGCAAAUGCUAAUCUCAUCUCCACCGCCUGUGCUGACGCUUCACCUGAAGAGAUUUCAACAGAAUGGCUACAGUAUAUGUAAGGUGAACCGACACGUGCCCUUCCCCCUCCUUCUGGACAUCGCACCUUUCUGUGCCCUCAAAUGUAAGAACGUGCCGGAAGGUGAGAGCCAAAUGUUGUACAGCCUGUACGGCAUCGUGGAGCACAGCGGCACCAUGAGGUCGGGUCACUACACGGCCUACGUGAAGGUUCGCCCACACGGCCCCGGCAGACUGGUAGCGGGAGGAGGAUCGUGGUUCCACGUCAGCGACACCAGUGUGCAGCCCACCAGCGAGAGCAAAGUGCAGAGCAGCCAAGCCUACCUCCUGUUCUACGAGAGACUCCUCUGAUCUACACUUGAGUGCCUGCGUGGCUCCUCAUCGCCUGAGCUGGUCUGGAAUGAACUGGACUCCUCAGAGGAUUUUUUACUCAGUGGGUGUUGGGAGACCAACCAGAAGUUUGCGUCUGUACUUUCUUCCCCCAAUCGUGGGAAUGUGUCAGGAUGUGCAAACAAAGUCAUAAAUAGUUUUUUUUUUCACAA
This is a messenger RNA of Nerophis ophidion (straightnose pipefish), 2557 nucleotides long. Its product is annotated as ubiquitin carboxyl-terminal hydrolase 16-like. The coding region runs from base 105 to 2366 and encodes 753 amino acids. Gene Ontology annotation, molecular function: zinc ion binding; cysteine-type deubiquitinase activity. NCBI's taxonomy places the organism in Eukaryota, Metazoa, Chordata, Actinopteri, Syngnathiformes, Syngnathidae. The record is from RefSeq and is a predicted model, not a curated record. The transcript is spliced from 17 exons. Gene Ontology annotation, biological process: protein deubiquitination.